GCCGGCGCACCGUCCUCCGCCUUCGCUUCCGCCCACCUUUCUCCCUCCACGCGAGCGUCUGCGUCUGCGUCUGCGACGAUGGCGGCGCAGAUGAUCAUUCGGGCGUCCGGCCGGGUCUCCGCCGUCGCCCGCAACGUGACGGUCGCCGCGCUCAAGGUGGAGGUGGCCGCCGCCGGCGCCACUGCGGGCCACUACGCGACGCACGGCGCCUUCCGCGCGCUCGCCGUCGCAUGCGGGGCGCUUGGGCUCGUGGGGGGCGCCGCCUACCUCUGCUACUCCAGGGGCGUCGGCUUCACCAAGUACCUCCUGUCCCCCGCUACUACGUCCAAGGCGACUCGACACGACCGUCAAAGGGCCAACGCGCAAAAGGCGGAGUGGAGAGGAACGCGUCUCCGCUCUACACGGGAGAUCCGACGCUUGACCAGACAUUAGGACGGGGUUACUUACAGACAGCUUUUGCACAGAGGUUCGGAGUAACUACUGAUGGGAUUAGGUUUUCACUAAGUACGGGAUAGUUUCGUGUGACGGAUUGAGGGUAAAUGAAGACAUAGAGGAGGCCUAUUAUUGUUGAUAGUGUGCCGUUUAUACUACGUAUCUAUUAUCUGUUUUGUCAUUUGUGCGUACAAGUACUUGAUUCCUGGGGAUGCUCUCUAUUAACCUGAUGUCUUUUUUUUUUCCAAACGACCAUAUAUUGGCCGGAUUUCAUUACCCAAGGAUAACGAAACAGAGUAUCAUGUCCAGGCAUGAGAAAACAAGUAACAGCUAAUUAAACUAUUACAGUCGCCGCCUAAUGAUGUCUCUGUUUCUACAAGUACUUGAUUCCUAGGGAUUCUGUCUAUUAUCCCUAAGGCAUAUGACGAAACUUGGUCCUAUGUGAUAUAUGUUUGAUGGGUAUGGUCAUCCUUGUUUUGCA
Messenger RNA from Lolium perenne, 913 nucleotides. RefSeq lists its product as uncharacterized. The record is from RefSeq and is a predicted model, not a curated record. Lineage: Eukaryota; Viridiplantae; Streptophyta; Magnoliopsida; Poales; Poaceae.